Molecule: messenger RNA, 13520 nt
Organism: Nothoprocta perdicaria
Lineage: Eukaryota; Metazoa; Chordata; Aves; Tinamiformes; Tinamidae
Gene: PRKDC
Product: protein kinase, DNA-activated, catalytic subunit
Exons: 86
Coding region: 1-12855 (4284 amino acids)
Biological process (GO): telomere maintenance; immunoglobulin V(D)J recombination; intrinsic apoptotic signaling pathway in response to DNA damage
Cellular component (GO): nucleus
Molecular function (GO): DNA-dependent protein kinase activity; protein binding
Source: RefSeq, a predicted model, not a curated record
AUGGCGCCAGGGCUGCGCCGCGGGCUCCUCGCGGCCCCAAGACAAAGGGGCCGUCCCCCAGCAGCGCUGCGACCCCCCUCCCAGCCGCCAGUGGAACCGCCCGCGCCUCACCGCUUUUCGCGGCAAAACGGCCGCCGCGGUGGGCGGGCYGGAGCGGCCCAUUCGCCGCGGCGCGGAGGGGUGGGCGGGGGCGCCACGAGCCGCGGUGCCAACGCGCACCGAGCCUCCCCACCCCAUCCCCCGACCGGGAUCCCGUGGGAUCCCUCCGAACCUUCUCCUAGGCCGCCCCCUCCCGCCAUCGCCGCGUGCGGCGCGGCGCGGCGCUCCCCUCCCUCCCCUCCCUCCCCUGCGCUUGGUUCCGCUGCGCACGCGGCACCCGGUUGGGCUGGGGGGGACACUGCGCUCCGCCUCCCGCCUCGCCGGCGUCGCUGCAGCAUGGCGGCGGGCGUGCGGGACGGGCUGCGCGAGCUGCACCGCUGCCUGCAGCUGGGCGAGGCCGGCGGCGCGGCCCUGCAGGGCGGCGGCGCGCUGGGGUGUUUCCGCGUUGUUUUCGGGGCGCGGGGUGACCGCGCUCGCGCUCUGCCCGCAGCGCUGCACGCGUCGCUCGUGUUCGCCCCGCAGCACGGGCUGCUCGCCUUCCUGCGCGCCGCGCUCGGCCGCCACGGGUAUGGGGACUGCGUGGAGGAAGCGCUCAGGUUCCUUUGCCUCUUCCUGGAAAAGAUUGGGGAGAAGGUUCAUCCUUAYGCCGGCAGUGUCAAGCAAAUUUGUAUUAUUGCUUACACAAAAGAGAGGACAGCAAAGUGUAAGAUUUCAGCUGUGGAACUUCUUAUUAAGUUGCUCCAAAAUUUACGACGUUCUUCUGUAAUGGAAGAAAUGAAAGUUGGAGAGAUCUUUAAUAAAUUCUAUGGGGAGCUUGCUGUAAGAAGUAAACUUUCUGAUACAGUUUUGGAGAAGAUAUAUGAGCUUUUGGGAGUUUUGGGAGAGGUCCAGCCUAGUGACAUGAUUAACAACUCUGAAAAGCUAUUCCGAGCUUAUUUGGGAGAACUUAAAACACAAAUGACAUCAACUACAAGGGGACCAAAAUUAACUGUUGUAGCAGGUUGCCUGAAGGGACUGACGGCGCUCAUGUACAACUUCACCAAAUCUGACAAUGAAGAUCCUCAGACUUCGAAGGAGAUUUUUGAUUUUGCAAUGAAAGCAAUCAAGCCACAGGCGGAUCAGAAGCGGUACGCAGUGCAACUAGCUGGUUUACAGCUGUUCAGCAGGCACGCUGCUCAGUUUGGUACCUUCCUCCUGGACAACUAUGACUCGCUAUUUGAAACAAUGUGUAAAUGGUGUGGCCAUACAAAUCAAGAGCUGAAGAAAGCAGGUCACUCUGCCUUAGAUUCAUUUCUUAAGCAGAUUUCUUUAAUGGUUGCUAAGGAUGCUCAGCAGCAUGAGAGCAAAUUGCAAUUCUUCAUGAAGCAGUUCUAUGGAAUCAUCAGGAGAAUGGAUUCAAGCAAUAAAGAGUUGUCCAUUGCCAUUCGUGGAUAUGGGCUUUUUGCAGCACCCUGUAAAGCUAUGCAYUCUAAGGAUGUUGACUACAUGUAUGUUGAGCUCCUUCAGCGCUGUAAGCAAAUGUACCUCACAGAGGCAGAGACAGUAGAUGACCAUAUAUAUCAGCUACCAAGUUUCCUCCAGUCCAUUGCAAGUGUGAUAGUCCAUUUAGAUACAAUUCCUGAAGUAUACACUCCAGUUCUUGAACAUCUAGUUGUGAUACAGAUYGAUAGCUUUCCACAAUACAGUGAAAAAAUGCAGUCAGCCUGUUGCAGAUCCAUAAUAAAGAUAUUCCUAGCCCUGACAGGAAAAGGACCAAUUCUCUGGAGUUUUAUUAGCACUGUAGUGCAUCAAGGAUUAAUCAGAAUCUUUUCCAAGCCAAUCACAUUUUCAAAGGAAUAUUUUGGGAAAAAGACUUCUGAAUCAGAAGAGUUCCCAGCAGCUGGAGAAGUUGGAUCAGGGAAAUGGAAAGUACCAACAUAUAAGGACUAUCUGUAUCUCUUUAGAAGUCUACUGAAUUGUGACACAAUGAAGGAAUCUGUUUUGGAAGAUGAAAACUUUCUUGCCUCAAAUUCAGCAGUGAAGUCCCUCAGUCGUUUGUUAUAUGAUGAACUUAUAAAAUCUAUUUUGAAGAUUGUUGAGAAGUUGGACCUGACUGUUCAGAAACUGCAAGUUAAUGAACAGGAUGAAGCUGAAACUGACAGUGCUUUAGUUGUGCCUACUUCUGACCCCACUUCAAACCUUCAGCCAACGAAGCCUACAGACUUUAUAGCCUUUAUUAAUUUAGUGGAAUUCUGCAGAGAGAUACUUCCAGAGAAGCAUGUUGAAUACUUUAACCCUUGGAUGUAUUCAUUUGGUUAUGAACUUAUUGUUCACUCAACAAAACUACCUCUUAUUAGUGGAUUCUACAAACUGCUUUCUGUUGCAAUGAAGAUUGCAAGGAAAAUAAAAUACUUUGAGGAUGCCARUCUGAAAGGUCUUAGGAAAUGUCCAGAAGACCCAGAAAAAAGUUCUUGCUUUGCCCUAUUUGUGAAGUUUGGAAAARAAGUUACAGCAAGAAUGAAGCAGUAUAAAGAUGAGUUGUUGGCAUCUUGUCUGACUUUUYUGCUCUCCUUGCCACCUGAGAUUAUCAUGCUUGAUAUCAAAGCAUAUAUUCCUGCACUGCAGAAUGCGUUUAAGCUGGGCCUUAGCUGUACCCCAAUGGCCGAUCUGGGACUGGAUGCUUUGGAAGACUGGUCAGCUCACAUUCCCAAACAUAUAAUACAACCUUACUACAAAGAUGUUCUGCCUCUUCUGGAUGGUUAUUUGAAAAACUCUACAUCUACAGCUGAAUCACAGAAUAACUGGGAAGUAAGGAAACUUUCUAGAGCAGCCCAGAAAGGAUUUAAUAAAGUUGUGAUACAGCAUUUAAGAAAAGCGAAGACUUCAUUGGAUGGGGAUCCUUCCUUGGAAGCAAUAAGGACCAGAGUGGCACGACUUCUUGGAUCUUUGGGAGGGCAGAUCAACCACAAUUUAAUUACAGCUACCCCUGCRGAAGAGAUGAUGAAGAAAUGUGUGUCGUGGGACACCGAGAAGCAUCUGAGCUUUGCUGUACCCUUUGCAGAUAUGAAGCCAGUCAUCUACUUGGAUGUGUUCUUGCCUCGUGUGACUGAAUUGGCUCUUUCUGCUAGUGACAGACAAACAAAAGUGGCUGCGUGUGAGCUGCUGCAUAGCAUAGUUGCAUACAUGUUGGGGAAAGCGUCUCAGAUGCCAGAAAGACGUCAGGGUCCCCCCGCCAUGUAUCAGUUAUACAGGCGCAUCUUCCCGGUGCUGCUCCGCCUCGCUUGUGAUGUGGACCAGGUAACCAGACAGUUGUAUGAGCCUUUAGUUAUGCAACUCAUUCACUGGUUUACCAACAACAAAAAGUUUGAGAGUCAAGAUACAAUGGAAUUCCUGGAAGCUAUCUUGGGUGGCAUAACGGAUCCUGUUGACAGCACUCUGAGAGAUUUCUGUGGUCAGUGUGUUCGAGAAUUUUUGAAGUGGUCUAUUAAGCAGACAACGCCAAAACAACAGGAGAAAAGCCCAGUCAACACCAAGUCUCUUUUCAAACGAUUGUAUAGCCUUGCUCUUCACCCCAGUGCUUUCAAGAGGCUUGGAGCAGCGCUUGCUUUUAACAACAUCUACAGAGAAUUUAGGGAAGAGAAUUCUCUGGUGGAGCAGUUUGUAUUUGAAGCACUGGUUGUAUUUCUGGAAAGUCUGGCCUUAGCCCAUACAGAUGAGAAAUCACUAGGUACCAGUCAACAAUGCUGUGAGGCUGUUAAUCAUCUGAAGCGCAUCAUCAAGCAGAAAGCUCCUUCUCUAAAUAGAGCAGCAGAACGACGAGUACCACGGGGGUUUCCAGCUACUAAGACAGUGUGUCUUCCAGACAUUGUCCUGUGGCUCUUGGUGCAGUGUGGGCGACCGCAGACAGAGUGCAGGCAUAAAUCCAUGGAGCUCUUCUAUGAGUUUGUUCCCUUAUUACCAGGAARUAAGUCUCCAUCUUCCUGGCUCGCUGAUGUUCUGAAAGAGAAAGGCUUUUCUUUCCUCAUUAACAAAUUUGAAGGAGGCGGCAGGGAUGCUGGUAGUCUGUCUGGAAUCCUUUCUCAGCCCACUCUUCAUGGCAUGCAGGAGCCUUUUAGCUUACGGACUGUUGUACAGUGGAUGGACAUGUUCUUAGCARCACUGGACUGCUACAAUACAUUCUUUGAGCUGCGAAUGAUCAAACCUCAUGAAAUACUGGGUAUAAAUGAAAGAUCUUCAUUCUUAAAAGCUCUGCAGUUCUUCCUUGAAACUAUUGCUUUGCAUGACAUCCAGGCAGCAGAGGAGUGUUUUGGCUGCAGCUCUAAAGGCAGCAUGUUCAGUCCACAAGAAAGAGAAGUGUAUAAUUACAGCAAAUGUACCAUUAUAGUCCGGAUCAUGGAGUUCGUCACCAUGAUCCUGGAAUCUUGCCAGCAGGAUUUUUGGAAGCUGCUUGAGAAGGAAUUACUUAAUGCAAGCUUUAUAGAGCUUCUGGCGAUGACUGUGUGUGAUCCACUGCAUGUAGGCUUUAACACAGCUGAUGUGCAAGUCAUGAAAAACCUCCCAGAUAUCUCAGUGAGACUCAUGAAAGCUUUGAUGAAAUCUCCCUAUAAGGAAUCUUUGAAACUAAGCAUGAGAAAAAGACUCACGCCACAAAGCCUUGAGGACCUUUGUUCUGUUGCUCUGCUUAAUUCAGACACACGCUUUGAUCACGUCAGGUACAGCGCUAUCCUUUCUGCCUGCAAGCAACUGCAGAAAGCUGGCCUGCUGCAGUCUGUUCUUCACAGUCAGGAUGAAGUGCCUCAUUUUUCACUUGGCUACAAGCUGCUUUUGGUUGUGUAUAAAGGCAUUGCACCUGGAGGGGAAAGGGUCCCUCUUCCAUCACUGGACAUCAGCAAUAAGCGAUUAGCUGAUGGGCUCCUGCAGCUGGCCUUUGCUAUUGAUCAUCAGUGUGAGGAACUGGUGAGUCUGCUGUUGAACACAGUUGUGUUAUCAGUGCCAUUGUCAGGAGCAUCCCAGAAGAACCUGAUAAAUUUCUCCCAUGGAGAGUAUUUCUACAGUCUCUUCUCAGAAACCAUUAAUGAACACCURCUAAAAAACCUUGAUAUGGUCAUACUCCAGCUUAUGGAAUCAUCUGUCAGCAGUCCCCAAAUGGUUGGUAGCAUUUUGAAUGGCAUGCUUGAUCAGAGCUUUAGGGAGCGCACCAUACGCAAGCAGCAAGGAUUAAAGCUGGUUGCAGCUGUGCUAAGAAACUGGAGGAAACUUGACGGUUGGUGGGCCAAAAGUUCUACUUCUGAGAGCAAAAUGUCUGCCUUGACCCUGCUGGCAAAAGUUCUUCAGAUUGAUUCUGCAGUUUCUUUCAACACAGAUCAUGAAGCAUUUAGUGCUGUUUUUAAUACCUAUACUAGUCUACUUAUUGAUCAGGAUUUGGACUUAAAUCUCAAGAGCCAAGCAGUGAUUAUUCUUCCAUUCUUCACUAACCUGACUGGAGAAAGACUUAAUGACCUUAAGAAUGCUCUUGACCAACUUAUAGCUUUCAAUUUUCCCUUGAAAUCAGAUGAAUUUCCCAAAGGAACCUUGAAGCACAAUAACUAUGUAGACUGCAUUAAGAAGUUUUUAGAUGCAUUGGAACUGUCACAGAGUCCAAUGUUGUUACAGUUGAUGACUGAAGUGCUUUGUAAGGACCACAAACAUUUUAUGGAGGGCUUAUUUCAAACCACCUUCAAAAGAAUUUCCAGAAGGAGUAGCAGUGACAAGCAAGUGAUGCUGUUGGACACUGUUCACAGAAUGUUUCAGAGUGAAGAUCUUCGUUCAAAUACCACCCGCCAAGCUUUUGUGGAUCGCUCCCUCCUCACUCUAUUGCUGCACUGCAGCUUGGAUGCACUAAGGGAGUUUUUUGGCARGAUUAUUGUGCAAGCUAUGGAUAUGCUUAAUUCCAGGUUUACAAAGUCCAAUGAAUCUGCUUUUGAUACACAAGUCACCAAGAAAAUGGGGUAUUACAAGAUGCUAGAAGUGAUGUAUGUUCGUCUCUCAAAAGAGGAUGUUUACUCCAAGGAUUCUAAAAUUAACCAAGCUUUCCGUGGAUCCUUAAGCACUGAAGGAAAUGAACUUACCAAGACUCUGAUAAAGUCAUGCUAUGAUGCAUUUACAGAAAACAUGGCAGGGGAGAGUCAGCUGCUGGAAAAGAGGAGACAGUAUCACUGUGCAGCAUAUAAUUGUGCCAUUGCUGUUAUCAGUUGUGUCUUCACUGAGAGUAAAUUCUAUCAAGGCUUUCUCUUUACAGAAAAAGCAGAAAAGAACUUGCUGAUUUUUGAAAACCUGAUAGACCUGAGACAUCAAUAUUCAUUUCCAGUAGAAAUUGAGGUGCCUUUGGAAAGGAAGACGCGGUAUCUUGCUAUUAGGAAGGAAGCCAGGGAUGCAGGAAAUGGGAAUCAAGAUGAGCCCAAGUAUUUACCUUCUGCAUCAUACAUGAUGGAUAGCAGUUUGAGUGAGGAAAUGAGCCAGUUUGACUUCUCUACUGGAGUCCAAGGGUUUUCUUAUAGCUCCCAAGAUGUUACAGCUAGYAAUCCUCGUUUCAGGAGAAAGGAGCCCACGGAAUACAUGGCUUUAGAUGAUGAGACAGAACUGGAAAUGGAUGAGCUCAAUCAGCAUGAAUGUAUGGCUUCUAUGACCACCCUGAUUAAACAUAUGCAGAGAAACCAGAUCACACCCAGAGUGGAGGAGGGAACAGUUCCAGCAGACCUUCCUCUUUGGAUGAAAUUUCUCCAUGGCAAGUUAGGAAACCCAUCAGUACCACUGAACAUUCGCCUCUUCAUAGCAAAACUUAUUGUUAAUACUGAAAAUGUUUUCCGACCUUAUGCAAAGCAGUGGCUUGGUCCGUUGCUGCAACUUGUUGUUUCYGGGAAUAAUGGAGGUGAAGGAAUUCAUUACAUGGUAGUGGAAAUAGUAGUUACUCUCCUCUCCUGGACAAGCGUGGCCACACCCAAAGGAAAUAUUAAAGAUGAGAUUCUAGCUAACAGAUUGCUUGAAUUCUUGAUGAAGAACGCCUUUCACCAGAAAAGAGCCGUAUUUAGACACAAUCUGGAAAUCAUAAAGACAGUUGUGGAGUGCUGGAAGAACUGCCUCUCCAUACCUUACAGCUUAAUAUUUGAAAAGUUCUCUGGUGGCGAUCCCAAUACAAAGGAUAACUCCGUGGGAAUCCAGCUUCUGGGCAUUGUUCUUGCUAAUGAUUUACCUCCCUUUGACCCAAAGUGUGAAAUAGAUCGUGUCAGGUACUUCCAGGCUUUGACCAGUAACAUGGGCUUAUUGAGGUAUAAAGAAGUUUAUGCAGCUGCAGCAGAAGUGUUGGGACUUGCUCUUCACUACAUUGCUGAGAGAGAAAAUAUACUUGAAGAUCCAGUUUAUGACUGUGUCWUAAAACAGCUAAAACAUCAUCAGAACACCCAACAGGAUAAGUUUAUUCAGUGCUUGAGUAAAGUUGUCAAGAGUUUUCCUCCUCUUGCUGACAGGUUUAUGAAUGCAGUGUUAUUUCUGAUACCCAAACUUCAUGGUGUGAUGAAAACAUACUGUCUCGAAGUAAUAAUGUGCCGGGCAGAGGAAAUAGCUGAUCUGCAUUUGCAUUUAAAGAGUAAAGACUUCAUCCAGAUUAUGAAUCACAGGGAUGAUGAAAGGCAAAGGGUGUGUUUGGAUAUAGUUUACAAGAUGCUGUCUAAGCUGAAACCACUAGAACUUAAAGAACUUCUUCCUGGAGUAGCAGGAUUCAUCUCUCACCCUUCCGUAAUAUGUCGACAGCGCAUGUAUGACAUUCUGAUGUGGAUUUAUGAUAACUACAGUGAUCCAGAAAGCCAAACAGAUGAUGAUUCUCAAGAAGUCCUCAGACUGGCCAAAGAAGUCUUACUUCAAGGACUGACYGAUGAGAACGCUGAACUGCAAUUAAUUGUUAGGAAUUUUUGGAGUGAUGAGACAAGGUUACCUGCAAAUAUUCUGGAGCGCAUGCUGGCAUUGUUGAGUUCAUUAUAUUCCACCAAGACAGAAACUCAGUACUUGAGUCUGAUCACAAAUUUUCUACUUGAAAUGACCAGCAAGAGCCCAGAUUAUUCCAGAAAAAUGUUUGAGCAUCCACUUUCUGAAUGCAAAUUUCAGGACUUCAUAAUUGACUCCAGCUGGCGUUACCGAAGCACUGUGCUCACACCAAUGUUUGUGGAGACUCAAGCUUCUCAGGGCACCAACAGGAGUUUGGCACAGGAAAGAUCCCCUUCGACAUCUGGGUCAGUAGGUGGUCGAGUGAGGGCUACACAACAGCAAAAUGAAUUUACACCUACACAGAAUAUCAGUGGUAGAAGUUCUUUUAAUUGGCUAACUGGAAACAGCAUCGACACAUUAGCAGACUACAUGAUUCCUUCAUCCUCUGAAUCCUUGUCCUCAUCUAUGCUCUUAGUUAGCAAGCGGAGUGAAAAAUUUAAACAAGCAGCCUUUAAACCAGUGGGGCCCGAUUUUGGAAAAAAAAGGUUGGGUUUACCUGGAGAUGAGGUGGACAGCAAAACUAAAGGUAUAGAUGAACGGACAGAAAUUCUGAGGCUGCGGAGGCGUUUCUUGAAGGACCAAGAAAAACUCAGUCUGAUUUAUGCUAGAAAAGGUGUGGCUGAACAGAAACGAGAAAAGGAGAUGAAAUCUGAGCUAAAGAUGAAGCAAGAUGCCCAGGUUGUUUUAUACAGAAGUUACCGAGUGGGAGACCUCCCUGACAUCCAGAUUGAAUAUAGCAGUCUGAUUGCCCCUCUGCAGGGCCUUGCCCAGAAAGAUCCAACAUUUGCCAAGCAGCUUUUCAGCAGUUUAUUUACUGGAAUUAUGCACGAAGUAGAGAAAUYGAAAACUCCUUCUGAGAAGAAAAUGAUCAUUGAGAAGCUGCUGAAGGACUUCAAUCAUUUCCUGAAUAUGAGCGUGUCUUAUUUUCCACCAUUCAUUGCAUGCAUCCAGGAAAUGAGUUACCAGCACAGAGAGCUGCUCGAACUGGACCCAGCUAACGUGAGCGCGAGCUGCCUUGCCAGCUUGCAGCAGCCCGCGGGGAUCCUGCUCCUGGAGCAGGCGCUCGUGUCCCUGUUCCCUGCUGACGAGCCCCCUCGCAAGCGGAUGCGCGGCAGGGCAGAGCUGCCCCUGGAUGUCACCAGGUGGAUCGAACUUGUCAAGCUCUACCGAUCUCUGGGAGAUUAUGAUGUCCUUCGUGGCAUUUUCAGUGGUAAGAUUGGGACUAAGGAAGUCACACAGAAAGCAUUGCUGGCAGAAGCAAGAGGUGACUAUGCUGAAGCAGUUAAAUAUUAUGAAGAGGCUCUCUCUAAUGAAGACUGGCAAGAUGGGGAGCCAACAGAGGCAGAGAAGGAUUUCUGGGAACUUGCCUCGCUUGAAUGUUACGAUCACCUGACAAAGUGGAAGUCACUGGAGUAUUCUGCUACUUUAAACAUCGACAGUGAACAACCUCCAGACCUAAACAAAGCUUGGAGUGAUCCAUAUUACCAGGAAACCUACCUGCCGUAUAUAAUACGCAGUAAGUUGAAGCUAUUGCUCAAUGGGGAAAAUGACCAGACUUUGCUGACUUUUAUUGAUGAGGCAAUGAAGACAGAACAGAAGAAGGCUCUGAUAGAAAUGCGCUACAGCCAGGAGCUUAGUCUCCUUUACAUCCUGCAAGAUGAUUUUGACAGAGCCAAAUACUACAUAAGCAAUGGCUUGCAGAUCUUCAUGCAGAGCUAUUCCAGUAUUGACACUUUGUUACAUCAAAGUCGAAUGACCAAGCUGCAGUCUGUACAAACUUUGAUAGAAAUACAGGAUUUCAUCAAUUUUAUGGACAAAACAAGUAACUUAACUUCACGAGCUUCCCUUAAGAGACUUCUUAGAAUCUGGACAAGCAGAUAUCCAGAUGCUAAAAUGGAUCCUAUGAACAUCUGGGAUGAUAUCAUUACAAACCGGUGUUUCUUUCUCGACAAACUGCAGGAGAAACUUCCCAGCGAUCAGGCCAAUGAUAGUAUGGAAGUGGAUGAGGAAUAUAGUACUGGUGACCAAAUGGAAGUCGAUCAACAGGAUGAAGACAUUUCUUCAAUGAUUAAAAACUGCAAAUUUAACAUGAAAAUGAAGAUGAUAGAAAGUGCCAGGAAACAGAACAGCUUUUCCAUUGCCAAGAAACUUCUGAAGUGCCUGCAGAGAGAGGCCAGAGCACAGGAAGACUGGCUGGUGAGGUGGAAUUACGCCUGUUGCCGCUUCAACCACAGCAGCUGCCGCAGCCAGAGCUCUCCUGAACAAGUGCUCUCCAUGCUAAAAACGAUUUCCUUACUUGAAGAUACCAAGCCUGAGUACCUAAGCAAGAAAGUCGCGGCCUUCCGAAACCAGAAUCUUCUGCUGGGCACCACGUACCGCGUGAUGGCCAGUGCCCUGAGUCGUGAUCCAGCGUGCCUUGAGCAGAUCAAGGAAGAGGAAGCUGGAAAAGUAGCGGUUCUGUCGGGAGAGAGUCUUCAGAGUCCUGAAAAGGUGUUAGCAGGGCUGAACAAGAGGGCUUUCCAGUGUUUCAGGAGUGCCGUGAGGAAGUCUGAAGAGGAGGUGCAGUCGCACUCCGUGGAACACGUGGAUGUUGCUGGAGUUAUUGAUGCCUACAUGACUUUGGUUGGUUUCUGCGACGAGCAUCUACGCAAGGAAGAGGAAGGCUUGCUUGAAAUCAACAUUGCAGAUCURCAGCUAUUCCCAGCUAUUGUGGUGGAGAAAAUGAUAAAAGCUUUAAAAUUGAACUCCAGAGAAGCCAGGCUGAGAUUCCCAAGACUGCUGCAAAUAAUAGAAAAGUAUCCAGCAGAGACACUGGGUCUGGUGACACGGGAGCUUUCCUCAGUUCCCUGUUGGCAGUUCAUAGGUUGGAUUAGCCAGAUGAUGGCACUGCUUGACAAGGAUGAAGCAAUAGCCGUGCAACACACUGUGGAGGAGAUUGCAGAUACCUAUCCCCAGGCCAUCAUCUACCCCUUCAUGAUCAGCAGUGAAAGUUACUCUUUCAAAGAUACUGCAACUGACUGUAAGAACAAGGAGUUCGUAGAAAGGAUCAAGAAAAAGCUCGACAGAGGAGGGGUAGUUCAAGAUUUUGUCCACUCCCUGGAACAGCUCUCUAAUCCCAUGUUGCUUUUUAAGGAUUGGACUGAAGACGUCAAAAGUGAGCUGUUAAAAACUCAGAGGAAUAAAAAUAAACUUCAAAACAAGUAUGAAGAAAUGUACAGGAAUUUGGGAGAUUUAGAAGCCCCUGGCCUUGGAUUGCUAAGGAAAAAAUUUAUUCAGGCUUUCGGGAAGGAAUUUGACCGUGAAUUUGGAAAACAUGGCUCCAAACUGUUGAAUAUGAAGCUUAGUGAUUUUCAGGCAAUUACAAAUUCUCUCCUCUCAAAAAUGGCCAAAAGCAAUAAAGAACCUGGAAACCUGAAGGAAUGUUCACCGUGGAUGAGUGAAUUCAAAGCUGAGUUCUUGAGAAAUGAAAUCGAAGUUCCUGGUCAGUAUGAUGGGAAAGGAAAACCAAUGCCAGAAUACCACGUGAGAAUAUCUGGAUUUGAUGAACGGAUAAAAGUAAUGGAAUCCCUGAGGAAACCAAAACGGAUAACRAUCCGAGGCAGCGAUGAGCAGGAGUAUCCUUUUCUCGUCAAAGGUGGUGAAGACUUGAGGCAAGACCAACGCAUUCAACAGCUGUUUGAUGUAAUGAACAUUAUCCUUUCCCAAGAUGCUGCCUGUAGCCAGAGAAAUAUGCAAUUAAAAACAUACCAGGUCAUACCCAUGACAACAAGGCUGGGGCUCAUCAAGUGGUUGGAAAAUACCUGCACUUUAAAAGAAUUCCUUAAAAAUAGCAUGACUGAAGAGGAAGGCUUUAACUAUAGCAGCUCGAGAGGACCCCCAGCUACUUAYAACGAAUGGCUGUCCAGGAUGGGUGGGAAAGCGCAAGGCAUCUCUCGAUAYCAGUUUAUGUACAAAAACGCCAGCCGCACGGAAACGGUGAUGUCUUUCAAAGGCAGGGAAAGCAGCGUGCCCGAAGACCUGCUCCGGAGAGCCUUCGUGAAAAUGAGCACCGCUCCGCAGGCCUUCCUGGCGCUGCGCUCCCACUUUGCCAGCUCCCAUGCGCUCAUGUGCGUCAGCCACUGGAUCCUGGGCAUCGGGGACAGGCACCUCUCCAACUUCAUGAUUAACAAAGAGACAGGCGGCAUGGUGGGCAUAGAUUUUGGAUGUGCAUUUGGUUCUGCCACGCAGUUUUUGGCGGUGCCGGAGCUGAUGCCUUUUCGCCUGACUCGCCAGUUUGUCAGUCUGAUGAUGCCAGUGAAAGAGGGGGGGCUCAUUUACAGUGUGAUGGUCCAUGCCCUGCGAGCUUAUCGUGCAGACCCCGAUCUCCUCAUCAGCACCAUGGAUGUGUUUGUGAAAGAGCCUUCUUUGGACUGGAAGAACUUUGAACAGAAGCAGCUGAAAAAAGGAGGCACAUGGAUUCAGGAAAUAAACACGUCUGAAGUAAACUGGUACCCUCUGCAGAAAGUCAAGUAUGUCCAAAGAAAGCUUAUGGGUUGCAAUCCAGGAAGAAUCACUUGCGACGAGCUGCGCCUGGGCUUCGAGAAGUCGCCGGCGUUCCAGGAUUACGUGGCCGUGGCCCGCGGCAGCGCCGAGCACAACGCGCGCGCCCGGGAGCCCGACGACGGCCUUUCCCCGGAGACCCAGGUGAAGUGUCUCAUCGACCAAGCCACGGACCCCAACGUCCUGGGCAGGACCUGGGCGGGCUGGGAGCCCUGGCUCUGAAGGGUCGGUGCCCAAAGCACUGGGCAGUGAGUGGAGCCCACUGUGAUGCACAGCUGUGGCCAGAGCAGAAUGCUAGGGCCAAAGUAAGAGGAGAAAAAAGAAGAAAAAUUUUUAAAAAUAAUUCAUUUUUGCUUCUAUCAACACGGAGUAAUUAAUAGAUGAAGUAAGUGUUUUAUAUCAAAGCUGUUUUCAAACCGAUUUGUUAAUGUGCAACAAAACAGCGGUUUUGUCUUUGCAUUAAAGUCAUGAGAGGAAUGUGUCAGCUCUGCUCAGAAGGGAGAACUGGAGAGGCUGGAGCUUUAAGGGUACUCGGAAAGGCACCGAUGAAGAUCACAUCUGUUCUGAGGUGGGAAUAGAUGCACGUGCUGCAGGCACCGGCAGAGCAGCAGCUGCCACCAACCUGCCCUUGCUGCAGCAGGGAGGAGGCUCCUGCACUUAGGUAUUUGCUUGUGACAGAGCUUAGGUUGGGAUCUUAACCUCUGCCAGCCAGUUUUCCAGUAACCCUUGUAGCAAACAGAGCAUAGCAGAGAUAUCCACGUGGAAGAAUAUUCCCCUAAAAAGUUGCGCUGCUCGUUGUCCAGCAUUUGCUCCAGAAGGUAUUUUCCAUGGACUCGUUAAACAGAUGUAAUGAGAGUGUUUGCCCUUUCAUGCCUGCAAGCUUCCCC